Molecule: messenger RNA, 476 nt
Organism: Vombatus ursinus (common wombat)
Lineage: Eukaryota; Metazoa; Chordata; Mammalia; Diprotodontia; Vombatidae
Gene: LEAP2
Product: liver enriched antimicrobial peptide 2
Exons: 3
Coding region: 37-270 (77 amino acids)
Biological process (GO): defense response to bacterium; antimicrobial humoral immune response mediated by antimicrobial peptide
Source: RefSeq, a predicted model, not a curated record
GUUGGCAGUCCCAUCUCUAGCUUCCUACACACUGCCAUGGUUCACCUUAAGCUGUUAGCCCUGCUCAUGGUGUGCCUACUGCUCCUGAAACAGGUGGGGCCAUCUCCCUUGCCCCAGCAGAGCUCAGUCCAGAGAAGAGUAAGAAGGAUGACCCCCUUCUGGCGAGGUGUCUCUCUCAGGCCCAUUGGGGCAUCUUGUCGUGAUGACUCUGAAUGUAUCACAAGACUAUGCAGGAAAAAACACUGUUCCCUCAAUGGGACCCAGGAAUAAUAUAUUUACUGAAGAAAAGAGAAGAAAGCAGCUGCUUCCAACAAUGCUCCGUUCUAUGGAAUAUUGAUUAUUAGCUGCAUAACUACUGGAAUUAUCUCUGAAGCUGUUUUGCUAUUUAAUAUUUAAAAGCAGAUGCAUACUUUAACUUAGACACCACCCCCCAUUCUUAGAGCACAGACGUGGAUAAAGACGUUUAAACUGCUGAA